Messenger RNA from Helianthus annuus (common sunflower), 752 nucleotides. RefSeq lists its product as uncharacterized. Bases 7 to 528 code for a protein of 173 amino acids. Lineage: Eukaryota; Viridiplantae; Streptophyta; Magnoliopsida; Asterales; Asteraceae. Gene Ontology annotation, molecular function: electron transfer activity. The transcript is spliced from 2 exons. The record is from RefSeq and is a predicted model, not a curated record.
AGUAAAAUGGCUUUGACACGUACGCAAUUGCUACUCUUGAUAACCAUAAUUAUUACACUAUUCGCAUUUGGGUCAAGCAACCCGGAUUUCCAAAAGGGACCACAAAAUUGGAAAUUUGAGUUCAACUAUACCAAUGAGCCAUUUACAUAUCCGAAACCUGUUCAGGGUUCUAGACGAAUCAUUGUUGGUGGAUCUGAUAAUUGGCGUUUUGGUUUCAAUUACACUGAAUGGGCUAGGACAAAUGCUCCAUUCUUUUUCAAUGAUACUCUAGUGUUCAAAUUCGAUCCACCUAGCGAAACCAAUAUACAUCCCCAUAGCGUUUAUUUGUUCCCAAGUCUGUGGAGCUUUCUGAGGUGCGACUUAAGAUGGGCAAAACGUGUGGCAAACACGUCACAAGGUGGAGGAGAGGGAUUUGAGUUUGCGCUAAACAAAUGGAAGCCGUAUUACUUUGCUUGUGGGGAAAGCAACCGUUUUCACUGCCAAUCUGGAAUGAAAUUUUUUGUUAUGCCAACGUUUCGUUGGUAUUAAAUAUCUUAAUGUUAGGUUUAAUUUACGGUAUUAAAGGAUGAAUUACUUUUUUUGUAUUGGAUUUACAUUUAUAAGUAUAAGGAAAUAAACGGAUUGCAUCGUAUACUUACCUACAAUUUGUGUUUGUGUUGUGUAUUUCUUACAAUGUAACAACAUUCCUAGGUUUGUCACAAUCCUUCAUGGGUUUCUCUUCUCCCUCUCAUCUCCAAAUUCGACGAGCGUCC